Molecule: messenger RNA, 4989 nt
Organism: Oncorhynchus gorbuscha (pink salmon)
Lineage: Eukaryota; Metazoa; Chordata; Actinopteri; Salmoniformes; Salmonidae
Gene: usp48
Product: ubiquitin specific peptidase 48
Exons: 26
Coding region: 469-3651 (1060 amino acids)
Biological process (GO): protein deubiquitination
Cellular component (GO): cytosol; nucleus
Molecular function (GO): cysteine-type deubiquitinase activity; protein binding; cysteine-type endopeptidase activity
Source: RefSeq, a predicted model, not a curated record
ACAUUUAAUUAAAAAAAUAAAAUAUAUAUUUAUAUUAUCCGCUAACAAGAAAUGAUGGUGUAGCUAGCUAGCUAACGUUAGCUUUAGAUCUAGCUAGCUAGCUACGCAGUUAUUUGCAGUGGGGAAUAUCUGACAAGCUAGCUAACAUUAUGAUUGGUAGCUAGUUAGCUACGACAAUGCAUCAGCUGACAUGAUUCUAGUGUUAGCCUGUGUAUGUUGGAAGAAUGUUUAGAUUGUGUAAUUCAAGUCUUAUGUCAUUUGAACUGCUUGCCUGAUGUGAUUAACGUUGUAGCUACAGUAUUUGUUAGGCCUUUUUUUCGCCUACGACGAGAUACCUACAUUAGCCAACUGGCUAACGUUAGCUAGCUAACUGAGUUGAGUGACUGCAGCUGUGCCAGUAGCAGCGCGAGUUAGGCCGCAGCAUCCUCGGCACCUCACUACCCAUGGUAGGCUCUGUUUUCUUGCAGAAUGGCGCCUCGCGUACAGCUUGAGAAAGCAGCCUGGCGCUGGGUCGAGUCGGUGAGACCAGAGGACAUACAACGGGAACAUAUUGAGAUAGCUUACCGAAUCUGUGUACCGGCGUGCAAGAGGGGAGCAUGCAGGAGGAAUUGCAAGGGGAACCCAAAUUGUCUUGUCGGUAUUGGGGAACAUGCCUGGUUGGGAGAGAUUGACGAGAACACCUUCCACAACAUUGACGAUCCUAACUCGGAGCGCCGGGACAAGAACACGUUUGUGGGUCUGACAAACCUGGGCGCCACAUGUUACGUCAACACCUUUCUGCAGGUGUGGUUUCACAACCUGGAGCUGCGUAGGACCCUGUACCUGUGUCAGAACGCCAGGGCAGAGGAGCACAACAUGGACUCAGACUACGAGCCUCGCAGCAUAUGUGAACACCUGCAGUACCUGUUUGCACUGCUACAGAACAGCAACAGAAGGUACAUAGACCCCUCAGGGCUGGUCAAGGCUCUGGGGCUGGACACAGGACAACAGCAGGACGCUCAAGAGUUUUCCAAGCUCUUCCUCUCGCUAUUGGAGGACACCUUAUCCAAACAGAAGAACCCAAACCUGCAUAAUGUCAUCCAGCAGCAGUUCUGUGGCCAGAUGUCUUACGUCACUGUGUGUAACCAGUGUGGUCGUGCUUCUCCUCUGCCGUCCCGAUUCUACGAACUGGAGCUCAACAUCCAGGGCCACAAGAACCUUACAGAAUGUGUUACAGAGUUCCUCAAGGAGGAGAAGUUGGAUGGUGACAACCGCUACUUCUGUGAAAGCUGCCAGAGUAAACAGAACGCCGCUCGACGCAUCAAACUGCACAGCCUCCCACGGGUACUCAACCUGCAGCUCAUGCGUUUCGUUUUCGACAGACAAACGGGUCACAAGAAGAAGCUCAACACCUUCAUCAGUUUCCCAGAGCAGCUGGACAUGGGCCCGUUUCUGGAGGAAAAAGAAGAUGAGAAGUGUGUGUACGAGCUGAGUGCGGUCCUGAUCCACCGCGGGGUCAGCGCCUACUCGGGUCACUAUAUCGCCCACGUGCGAGACGCCCGCACCAGCGACUGGUACAAGUUCAAUGACGAGGAGAUUGAGAAGAUGGAAGGCAAAAAGCUACAGCUGGGCAUCGAGGAGGACAUCGCCGAGACGGUGAAGUCCCAGACCCGUAAGCCCAAGUGCAGUAAAGGAUAUCACUGCUCCAGAAAUGCCUACAUGCUGGUGUACAAAUGCCAGAGAGAGGAGGACACAGACCCCAUGGAGACCAACAUUGAGGUGCCAGGCUUUCUGGGGAGGCUGGUGGACCGGGACAACAGGAAGUUUGAAGAGUGGUGCCUGGAAAUGGCCGACAUGCGCAAGCAGAGCGUCGACAAGGGCAAGGCCAAGCACGAAGAGGUGAAGGAACUCUACGAGCUUUUACCUGCGGAAGACGGCCAAGAGUAUGAGUUUGUGCCUCUGGAGUGGCUGAAGAAAUGGCUGGAUGACUCGACGGUCACCAAAGAAAUCGACAACGGCAACUUCCUGUGUUCUCACGGUAAACUUCACCCAGACAAGGUGGGGGAGGCCAAGAGGAUCUCCGUCAAAGCUGCAGAGCUUCUCUUCGACAAAUAUGGAGGAGGACCCAGGCUAGAUGGCUCAACUCUCUGUGAAGAAUGUGUAGGGCAGAGAUGCAGGGUGCUGCGGCUAAAGAACCAGCUGGCCGAGGAUUACAAAGAAGUCACCAACCUUGUCAAGUGCCCGCCCAAAAGUGAUGAGGGGUACUGGGCGGGCAAGACGUCUCUGCGGAGCUGGAGACAGUUGGCCUUGGAGCAGCUGGAGGAGGAUGAGGAGGAGACCAAACACAGCAACGGCAAAACCAACGGAGAGGGACCAGAGAUCACUGCUACUAAAGAGUAUGGCCCGGAGAACCUGGACGGAGACGAGGAGGAAAUGAAGACCUUCAACGAGGACAUCCUCUGUCGGCAUGGCGGUCUGAGUAUCCUGGAGAGCGAGCGGCGGCUGGUGACUGAGGAGGUGUGGUCCAAACUGAGGGUGUACUUCCCCAAAGCCCCCCAGUUCACCCAGCUACAGGAGCCCUGUCAGCAUUGCUUGAGGCUGGAGCGAGAGGGGAAGGAGAAUGAGGCUCUGAACAGGAUGAUGGCGUCGGAACAGAAGAGCUCCUUACUCAACCUCUUCCAGGAGAAGAACAGGCCCACACUCACCAAGUGGCCACAGGAGACAGAUAUUCUCUACAUAGUUCCUCUGUUCUUUGUAGACGAGUGGAGAAGGUUCAUCAGGAGGCCCACUAAGACCACCCCAGUGUCAAGCGUAGGGAACAGUUUGCUCCUAUGUCCACAUAGAGGCUUCAUGUUCACCUUCGACUCCAUGUUAAAGGGAGACGCCCAACAUAUAGCUCUUCUCUGGCCCGACGAAUGGGAGGUGAUCAGCAGACACUUCCUGGUUGAUCAGCCAAUCUCCAUCUGCCGGAUCAGCGGGGCCACACCCAACGGCUCCAGUGUGGAGUACACCACCCAGCCUGAGUUGUGUAGGGACUGCAGAGAAGGCUUCAUUUUCCAGCAGCAGAGGGACAUGAGAGAGUAUGCACAAGCCACAGUCUACGUACGCAAGGUCAUAGACGACAAGAGGUUGAAGGAUGCAGCUCCUGAGAUGAAUGUGAGCGGGUCGGAGGCAGAGGAUGAGAGGGAGGAGCCUGUUGCUAAGGUGGAUGGAGAGCGAGACCCUGAUUUCAGCCAGUCAGAGGACGGGGCAAAGCGUCAGAAGCUGAGUGACGGCACCGUCAGUGCUGCCGCAAGUCCCACCCCUGUCAGUGCUGCCGCAAGUCCCACCCCCAUGGCCAGUGGUGGCAAAUCGGGGAUCAGGAGGAGCACGAGGCACAGGAAGCUCCGGGGAGAGAAAGCACUCAUCGUCUCAGCCAAUCAGACGCUCAAGGAGUUGAAAAUACAGAUCAUGCACGCCUUCUCCGUGGCCCCGUUUGAUCAGAACCUGUCGAUCGACGGCCGGUGUCUUACGGACGAUUCUGCCACCCUUGGCAGCCUAGGAGUCAUCCCAGAGAGCGUCAUCUGUCUGAAGGCUGAUGAACCCAUAGCAGAUUUUGCAGCAAUGGAUGAUGUUUAUCAGGUGUGUAUGCCUGAAGAAGGAUUCAAAGGGACUGGGCUUCUUGGCCACUGAAGAGAACACAAGUCGCUGCCCUCGAAGCGGACUGAAGCUGGACAACAAGAAUAAAAUGCUUGAAAUAGUGUCCAUGAAUGGGGGAAAAAGUGCUUUAAUUUUUUUCUUUUUUAAACUGUGACUAUGUUGCAAACCCUUUCUUUAUCACAAAAGUAGCGGCUGGCUUUUAAUAUUUAAAGACGUUUAUGCAUUCUCUGGGACUAUGUGGUCACACUCUCUUUGCCCGGACUGUGAGUAGAAACGGGUCAUUAGUUGAGUGGCAUCUUCCAAUAUGGAGCCCAAACUUCUCUCUUCUGUCUGCUUCCGUAGGCUUCUGAGAGGAUAGGCCCAGUCGUAGAAGGUGCCCAUUUUUAUUUCGAUUGUAGGACAAAAUUUUCCUUGAAUUUUACAAGAGAAAUUCUUUUGUUCAAUGGAAGCUUGUGGUCAUAUUUAAAGAAUGCAUAAUACAUAUUUAAAGAAUGCAAAUGUUAAAUAUUGAAAAUUGUAACUGUUCGGUGGUUAAACAACCUCAACAAAGUUAACAAAAUACUCCCUUGUGACAUUUAGGAGAAGAAAAUAUGUAUAUUUCUUAAAUGAGUUAAAAAAAACAUAGGAAAUUUAGAUUAGAUUGUGCUGCAGUCAGAAACCGAUGCAGGCCUUGGUGUGAGCUGUUCUUUUCUCUAUUUCAUAUGGGCAAUAAAGUUAUGUUUUCUUCUAAUUUGAAUGUACAGAUUCUCACACAUUGUUUUGGACUUGUUUGUGCACUGUAGGAAAAUACAAUGGGCGGUUUCCCCGACACACAUUAAGCCUAAUCCUUUGUCCUGGAAACCGCCCCUCUGACCACUGAUAUUGGAUUAAGUAAGUAUAUACUCACAUUUUGUAAUUCAUUCUCUAAUAUACACAGUAAACCAAGUCUGGAUGUAUUGUACUGCAACUACAAGAGUGGAUGGUUGGUGUUUGUAGUUUUAGUACUACUAUUUGCAUAAUUCUCUUUUGCAAUUGAAGAAAAUUAUUUCACUCUAAUUUAAAUUUCUCAUAAGUGAAUAAACAUUGAGCACAGUUGAGUUCUCCCUAAGCACUGAUCUUGAAGUAUUUGUUGACAAAGAGGGUAAACUGAUCCCAGAUUGGUGUCUUUUUAAUGUAAUGAUUUAACAAAAUGCCUUUUGGAGAAUGCACAGUUUGUAGCUCGAGCAGUGGGUGUGUCAACAGAAGUGUAUGGAAAGCUGAUUCAAAUGGCAUUAAAUGUGGAGAAUGAUAGGCUACAUUUGCAUCUGUUGGCAAUUAAGUAGGCUAUUAAUUGGUAUGCCAUAGCGGGUUACUGUACCCUACCAUUUGAUACAAUAAACAUAUUGAAAUGAU